This is a messenger RNA of Coniophora puteana RWD-64-598 SS2, 339 nucleotides long. Its product is annotated as eukaryotic translation initiation factor SUI1. The transcript is spliced from 4 exons. The record is from RefSeq and is a predicted model, not a curated record. The coding region runs from base 1 to 339 and encodes 112 amino acids. Gene Ontology annotation, molecular function: translation initiation factor activity; RNA binding; ribosomal small subunit binding. Gene Ontology annotation, cellular component: eukaryotic 43S preinitiation complex. Gene Ontology annotation, biological process: translational initiation. NCBI's taxonomy places the organism in Eukaryota, Fungi, Basidiomycota, Agaricomycetes, Boletales, Coniophoraceae.
AUGAACGUGCAGAACCUCAACUCUUUCGACCCUUUCGCUGAGGAGGACCCUUUAGGAGGCAACCAGGAUGUUGGUUCCCAGCAGAACUAUCUUCACAUCCGAAUUCAGCAGAGGAACGGAAGAAAGACUUUGACCACCUUGCAAGGAUUGCCUAAAGAGUACGAUCCGAAGAAGCUACUUAAGGCUUUUAAGAAGGAAUUCGCUUGCAACGGGACUCUCGUUGAGGACGAGGAAAUGGGUCAAGUCAUUCAGCUUCAGGGUGAUCAGAGGGUUAAGAUUGCCAACUUCCUAACUGAAGAGGGAAUCCCUAAGAACACUAUCAAGCUGCACGGGUUCUAG